AUGGCCCACCCGCUCUACCAGGCCCACAGGGUCACGCCGGCACUCGCCUGGGCCACCUCCAUCAACUCCUUCAGCACCAUCCAAUUUGGAUUCCAUUUGGCCGUGACAAACGCCCCAUCCAAGAUCAUCGCAUGCUCCAGAGACGAGUAUGCCACGGAAACAUUCUGGGGCUCCUGGGGCCGCCAAAGCUGCAUUCCCAUGGACGCCAACGACAUCGCCCUCAUGAGCACCAUGUUCACGCUCGGCGGCUUGGUUUCGUCGGUGGUGGCGGGGUCUCCUUUUGUCUCGUUGAUUGCAGGCCGAAAACGCAUCCAGAAAGCGUGUUCUGCCGUGUUUUUGCUCGGAUCAAUGCUUCUUUGCCUUGCAAAUACGAAAUGGGUGUUUUUGGCCGGUAGGGCCCUCACCGGAAUGGCCCUGGGCGUGUCAAUUGUGGUUGCACCUAUCAUGGUCAACGAACUCGCUCCGCUCAACCAUCGUGGACUCAUGGGCUCCUUGUUGCAGUUUGGCGUUGCCCUUGGCAUUUUAACCGCUUUUCUAACUGCUCUCCCGUGGGGCAAUGUAGACCAAUGGCGGUGGAUUUUUGCAUUUGGAGCGUUUCUUGCAUUGGCCCAGCUUAUCCUCCUCUUCACCAUCGUUGAGCUGCCCAAAUGGAUGAUAACUCACAAAGGCAACUAUUCAAAAGCGACUCAAACCCUCCACACGCUUCGGUCCGAGCUGCUGCUGGUGAAUCACGAAAUCCAGCACUGGAGAGAAAUGAGAAAUCGCCCCAAGGUAGGUGUAUGCGAGGAGCUGCCGCUUAUAGAGGAGGAAACCCCCAGCACAUUCACGCCAUUGACCCCGUCCAAGUCCCGCAGAGGCUCCAUCGACCCCAGUUCCGUUUCAAUGCUACAGUAUAUCUGCAGCACUCUGUACCACAAAGAGGUGGUUGCGGUAGGCCUUAUCAUGACGGCUCAGCAGCUUUGCGGCAUGAAUGCCAUCAAUUUCUACGGCGUGCUGAUUCUUGAAAAUGUGGUUCCAAAAGGCACCAACGUGCUCUACAUCAUGCUGAGCCUAGCGCUCUGCAACGUUGUAGCCAUGCUUGCGGUGCUGCCCUUUAUCGACAAAUUCGGCAGGAAAACCUUGCUCGUGGCCUCUCUUGCCAUAAUGGGCAUAGUGGCAGCGCUGAUCUCGUCCUCCAUUUUAGGCGGUCGCGGAGCCGUUGCGGCCGUUUCUUGCUUUAUCUUUGUCACGGGAUUUUCUAUAGGCCUAGGCCAGAUACCCAAUUUGAUGGUAAGCGAGCUUCUGAGCCAUGAAACCGUCGGAGUGGCCCAGUCAUUUGGAACCAUGCUCAAUUGGGCUGCCAAUGUCGUGGUGGCAUACGGAUUCCCCCAGCUCCAAAGGGGAGUAAAAGACUACGACUUUUUCGUUUUCUCCAUAAUCUGCGCCGUCUACGUCAUAACCGUCAUUUUCUUUGUUCCCGAAACCCAGGGCCGUCUAAAUUACCAGGACAUUUGGAAAUAA
Molecule: messenger RNA, 1500 nt
Organism: Candidozyma duobushaemuli
Lineage: Eukaryota; Fungi; Ascomycota; Pichiomycetes; Serinales; Metschnikowiaceae
Gene: HGT20
Product: Hgt20p
Exons: 1
Coding region: 1-1500 (499 amino acids)
Biological process (GO): monosaccharide transmembrane transport
Cellular component (GO): membrane
Molecular function (GO): hexose transmembrane transporter activity
Source: RefSeq, a predicted model, not a curated record